Salvia hispanica is the source of this 1632-nucleotide messenger RNA. Its product is annotated as transcription initiation factor IIA large subunit-like. NCBI's taxonomy places the organism in Eukaryota, Viridiplantae, Streptophyta, Magnoliopsida, Lamiales, Lamiaceae. Gene Ontology annotation, cellular component: transcription factor TFIIA complex. Gene Ontology annotation, biological process: transcription initiation at RNA polymerase II promoter; transcription by RNA polymerase II. The record is from RefSeq and is a predicted model, not a curated record.
AUUUCUGUUCCGCCCUUUUCCAUCUCAUGCCCUUCCUCUCGCCGCCUUUCUCUCUCCUCGCCGGCGACCUUCUCUCUCUCUCCAAUUCACUCCUUAAUCCGUUCAAUCCACCCACGUAGAUUUCGAUUCGGAGCUUCUGCUUUCACGUUGCUCGAUUCUAGGUUUUUCUCCUAAGAAAUGGCGGGCACCGGCACCAGCACCAGCAAUAUCUACAUCCACGUCAUCGAGGACGUCAUCAACAAGGUCCGGGAUGAGUUCAUCAACGACGGAGGCCCCGGAGAUGACGUUCUCGCUGAGCUUCAAGGAAUAUGGGAAUUUAAAAUGAUUCACGCUGGCGCGAUUUGGGGCCCGAUAGAUAGGUCCGCGAAACAAAAGGCAGCAGGAGGUCCGGUCACGCCGAACCCCGUCCAUGAUCUUAACGUACCCUAUGAAGGCACUGAGGAGUAUGAAACUCCCACUGCUGAUAUGCUCUUUCCUCCGACCCCACUACAAACACCUAUGCAGACGCCAUUGCCUGGAACAGCUCAGACUCCCCUUCCUGGAACAGCUCCAACUCCUCUUCCUGGAAAUGACAGCAGUCCGUACUUCAGCAUUCCCACUGGUGGCACCCCGAUAACCCCCAAUGAAUACUCCUCGAAUAAUGAUAAUGGUGGCGAGGGUCAGAUGAGAGCUGGAGCUGGAAGGCCCAGCCCAUAUAUGCAGCCACCUUCAUCUUGGUUGAGUCAAAGGCCUCCUCUUGAUGUGAAUGUUGCUUACGUGGAAGGUCGGGAAGAGGGUGACAAGGGAGCACCUAAUCAUCCACCAACUCAGGAUUUUUUCUUGAUGCCUUCUGGAAAACGAAAACGUGAGGAUGUUCCUCCACAGUAUCAUUCCGGUGGAUACAUCCCCCAGCAGGAUGGAGCUGGAGAUGUUUCACCCGAGGUGUUGAAGGUGGGUCCAGGGAGCAUUGCACAAAUACCUGUUCAAGAAGGAUCACUGUCUUGUAGGAUUCCUCAGUCAGACGGACCCAUACCAGAUCCAUAUGAUGAUGCGCUUUCUACUCCCAAUAUGUACAAUUAUCAAGGAGUUAUCAAUGAAGACUACAACAUAGUGAACACGCCUAUGCCCAAUGAGAUGCAAGCAGCAACUCCUCUCGUUCCAAAGGAACCUGUAGAUGAUGAUGACGAUGAACCGUUAAAUGAAGAUGAUGAUGAUGAGUUGGACGACCUGGAACAGGGGGAGGAUCUAAACACGACUAAUGAUCUGGUUCUAGCUCAGUUUGACAAGGUGACAAGAACCAAGAGCAGGUGGAAGUGCACACUGAAGAAUGGCAUUAUGCGCGUAAAUAACAAAGACAUUCUGUUCAACAAGGCAACAGGAGAAUUCGACUUUUGAUUCGUUGGAGAGACACUUAAGCUGGCAGAUCUCUCAGGCUCCGGUUUCAGUAGAGAACAUGAAUAUUCACAUUGUAUUUGGUCUCUUUCUUGUAUGAAAUGGAAAAAAGUGAGAGGAAAUGUUUCGAUGGCCGCAAUGUACAGAAGGGAGAGUUUAUAACUUGAAGGAUCGCUCUAUAAUUUCAUUUUUGUGUACUCAGUCGGAUAUACUAUGUUCCUGAUAUCUUCCAUCUUUUUUACAUUUCGAUUAUCUGUUCAA